This is a messenger RNA of Trichosurus vulpecula (common brushtail), 1942 nucleotides long. RefSeq names its product probable inactive serine protease 37. The transcript has 5 exons. Gene Ontology annotation, biological process: proteolysis. The coding region runs from base 289 to 927 and encodes 212 amino acids. The record is from RefSeq and is a predicted model, not a curated record. NCBI's taxonomy places the organism in Eukaryota, Metazoa, Chordata, Mammalia, Diprotodontia, Phalangeridae. Gene Ontology annotation, molecular function: serine-type endopeptidase activity.
AUAGUACAGAUGACCUUUAUCAUUGGAGAGGAACUGUUAUGAGGGGGCAAGACAGAUCAGGUUUCUUUGGGGAAAGAUGUAGAUAACCUGCCUUUGGGUUGUUCUACUUUGAGGAAAAAGGAAAAAAGAAGCUCUGAGUCCUGGAACCUUCUGCUCAGAUUCAAUUCCUGUCCUACAGAAAACUUCCUAAGACCACCAACUGCUCUGUAGUGCCAUUGGGGAGGGGAAGAGAUUGGUCUCUCCUAUCUUCUUCCACCCUAUCACUAGGGGAGAAUCCUAACCACAAUUAUGAAAUUCAUUAUUCUCUUCAUUCUCUUUGUGGAUUCAUAUUGCUCUGGUCAUGGAGUUGAGCAAGUUGAAGUUCUUGACCCCUGUGUAAUACAGAUGGAGAGCCAUUUCAAGUCCUGUGAAGGUGUUUUCACCCAGCAGCAAUGCCUGCCAGUAGCUGCUCACUGUUAUGUACGAGAAAUCAAAGUGAUGCUGGGAAAUUCCAUGAGGAGGAUUAAGAAGGGAAAAGAGGAGAUCAUUAAUUCCAGCCAGAUCAUUCAAUGCUACAACUUCAGCACAGAUUUGUCCAGGCUCAUCAUGUGGUCUAAGCCUGAAGUCCUCCAUGAUGUUCAGUCCGUGUCCCUAGCUAUUCAAAAUCUCCCUACAGGUAAACACCUUGGGCUAAAUUUUGAAGCCCCUCUGAUUGGAGAGAAAAAAUGCCAGAAAUUGGAGCUAAGGAAAACCAAGCAGAGUAGGAAAUACUCGAAAAUCUUUAAGUCAUUCAGAAAACUGUGCCUGGAAACCUGGAAGUGGUAUUGGCUGCUGUCAGCUGCAUUGGCAAGAUUCAGAGCAAGAAAGGUUAGGCAUUUCCUGGGGGUCGGUAUCAGUGACAUUUACCACUAUAUCCUCUCAAUCCAAAACAUUUUAUCAACAGGAUGAAUUGCCCCUAUUGUCUCUGGAGCCUUGUGGCUGUUGGAAACAAAAAUCAAUGUGAUCCUGAGUUAUAUUAAAAGGCAUAUCACAUUCAAGGGCACAGAAAUAAUCCUUCCUUGGCAUUGUGUCAUCAUUUAAGUGUAUUGUGUUUAAUUUUUAAUAUCAUCAAGAGAACGAAAAGACGAGAACAAGUUCAAAGAACUGUGGCAAAGAUAUGAAAGGAGUGGAAAACAAGUCAGUCUAAAGAAGGGGUGGCAGAAGUACUGUUUAAUUACCAUGUUCAAGUAAAUGAAGAGUUUCCAUGGGGAGGAUGCUGAUCAGAUGUCCAUUUUGCCUAUGAAGGACAGAGUACAAGAAAUGGAUUCAAGUUGAAAGGGAAGAGAUACUGUUGGAACUAAGGAAGGAUUCCUUGAUCAGUCUUAGAGACACACUGAGAUCCUCCUCGUCACAUCUUUUUAAAACUCAGUGAAAAUAAGUUACUCUUUUGUUUGCAUUUGUUAUGUCAAAAAUCUCCAUUUCAGUACUCAUUUAAAAAGUUUUACAUUUAUAGAUAUUUCAUGGAUUGAAUUGCAAGUAGUCUUCUUCCUGAUGAUGCAUAGGGAGAGAGAUUAAUUCCAUUAGCAAACAGCAUUUGGAUUUACAUUGGGAUGGUUUUGUCUUUAUAUCCUCAACCUAAGGGCAUAGUGCCUCCCUGGCAUGUAAUAAGUGCUUAAUAACAUAAAAUCAAAUUAAGGACAUAAUAAGUGCUUAAUAAAAUGUUGUGACUACAUGACUCAAGUCAGCUUAUCAGGUGAAAACUGUAUAUAGAAAAAUUAUCCUUGUAAAGCCCAGAAGAGGGCAAAACCAAGUUCAGAGGGAGAUGCAGAGUGGGACAGCAUAUGAACUAAGUAUUGAAGUUAUUAUAUAUCCCCUCCCAACAUAAAAUGGAAUUUCCCAGUUUCAUAUAUGAUCCUCUUUGUGCGUGGAAAUGUUUGUGUUUGUUGCUAUUUGUUAAGUUCAGAAUAAUAAAUAUUUAAAUUAC